CAGCCGGAAUGUUAUUGAAGGGCGGGACUGGUGCUCCCUCUAACGGCUUCCCCCAUCUGCCUCUGGCUCGGGACGGUGUUAGCGAUGAUUAGCCAGACCUCCUUACAGGACUCCAUGGACGGGGAGCUGGAGCUGGAGGAGGAGCAGCCGCUGCCGCCCAGGGAGCAGCAGCAGACGGACACUUACUACAGUUUGUACCGGAGACACAGGUCUCUGCCACUAGGAGAUGAUGGUGACAGAAAUGAGUGUUUAGAAACAUGCCCCAAGGAUACAGUGUCUCAGGAGGAUUUCAGCCUCUCUUUAUUGGCAUCUAACUUGUCUGUUGUAGCUGAGUCAGAGCUUCGAGCAUUCGUUGCUAAACGCCUCAGUAAAGGGGCUCUUUUAAACAAAAUGGGCACAAUAGCAGCGGUGGAUUUGAGCAUAGCCGAGCAGACUGUCGCUUGUUACUAUUGCCUCGUCCAGCAGGAUCCGCCCCCAGGGCCAGAAAGUAACAAACUGGAGUCCAUAUCUGUGGUCACUGAUUAUGUUCUCUGCUUUCUGGGCAGUACAGAGAAGAGCCUUGAACUUUUCAGAAUAGAGUUGGAUAAAUACGCCCAGGGAUUGCACCUUUACUUGGAUGCGGAGGUUGGUGCUGUUGAGCUGCAUAUCCAGCCGUACCUGAGCAGCUGGUAUGAUGAUGCUGUGCUCUACAUACAGAGGGUGCUGCAGCUGUUUCAGAACAAACUUCCUAUUCUGUUGUGGGCCGCUUUGAGUCACACUCCAGUUGAAGUUAAAGGGGCUGAUAACAAAAUUAAACAGGAUGUUGAAAGGUUUCUCAGUGCUGCCAGCCUUCAGGGUCUGAUCCAAGAGGACACGCUAGCUUCACUGUGUAAGGUGAUGACUAAGGAACCACAGAAAGUCAUUAUUAUUGACUGCAGUGAACCUACUCCUGCCUUUCAAAAUGCUGUGAGCAAUAAGUUUUGUGAAGACUGGAUUCCUUCAUUUUUAAACAGUUUGGAAACAGGAAAUCCUUUCCUCAUAAGGCAAAUCCUGGAGAAUUUUAAAUUAAAGGCCAUCCAGGAUAUGAACAGCCUGAAGCGGUACAUUCGACAGGCCGAGACAAACAACUAUGCCCUGUUCAAAUGCUUUGUCUUUCUCAAGAACUGUGGUAAUGGAGAUGUCCUCCUGCAUAACGUCAAAGUGGAACAUGUCGAGAUGCCCGAGGCUCAGAAUGUAGUGAAGGUUCUAGAAGAAUUCAUGUAUGAAGAAGGUGUCAUUGCUCCUACUAACUGAAAAAAAGCUACAUCUAACCAAUGAUUAAUUUUAGCAAAGACUUUAUUCUUUACUUUGUCAUGCUUGUUGCUGUGGAUAUCAAGAGUCACCAAUACUGCAUUCUCCAUCAGCAUCACACUCGUGCAUGAAAUCCCUGGGCUGGUGCAGUUUGUUAUUAUGAAGUGCUCUUUAAGCAGCCUGAGAGAAAAUAGGUCACUAUGGGCUAACUUCACUACGUCACUACUGAGCCCACCACCUGCUGUUUGGAUGUUCAUCUCCAGUGCUGUGAGCAGUGAAAUACAUCUUAUCCAGCACCUUCAAUGAGAGCCAGACUUUGACAGUCACCAAGACAGUGACUGGGAUUGUGUCUCUGGAAACUAUAGCUGGCCCUUGCCUCUCAGUGCAGACUGAGAAGGAUGAAUUGGCAGCAGAAUAUCAUUGAUUCAACACUUAAAAAGCUGCAGUAAGCUGAGAGAGGAUUUAGACUUACAUUUGUACACCCCCACCCCCAACCCCACAGGAUUAAGAGUUUAAGCAGGGACCCUCUAGGAGGCUACACUGAGUGACAACCAGGAAUGACACUACUCGCUUACUUUUUUUUGGGGGGGGGGGGGGGGAAAUGUGGGAAUAAAUUUUGCUUCUACCUAAAACAUUCCUGACUGGGAGAGGAAGGUGGGAGGUAUAAUUUGGGAACAGAGGAAGGAGAUGAAAAGAAGAUAAGACUACUUUUUAUUCAAGAAAAAAAGUUUCUGAGAAACUGGUAAUUGAGAAAUAUGGCACAAUGAAUUUUAGGGCCUGUAAUAAGUAGCGGUUUUAACAACUGCAUUAACAGCUGAGGAAAUGAAUGUGAUGGGUUAGAGUAACAUUAUUCUAAAGAUGGCUAUCAUCCAGCACACACCAUUUUAGAGAGGCUCCUAUUAACCAGUGGUAAUAGGACAAAGAGUUCCCAGUUUCCUCUGCUAUUACUGUCAAUUUGUAACUAGAAUGUAUUUACAACAAUUUUCUUCUGUGUUUGAAUC
Messenger RNA from Hemiscyllium ocellatum (epaulette shark), 2270 nucleotides. RefSeq names its product chromosome 25 C17orf75 homolog (gene c25h17orf75). Gene Ontology annotation, cellular component: trans-Golgi network. Lineage: Eukaryota; Metazoa; Chordata; Chondrichthyes; Orectolobiformes; Hemiscylliidae. The coding region runs from base 85 to 1272 and encodes 395 amino acids. The record is from RefSeq and is a predicted model, not a curated record. The transcript is spliced from 10 exons.